Molecule: messenger RNA, 1608 nt
Organism: Medicago truncatula (barrel medic)
Lineage: Eukaryota; Viridiplantae; Streptophyta; Magnoliopsida; Fabales; Fabaceae
Product: heparan-alpha-glucosaminide N-acetyltransferase
Exons: 13
Coding region: 28-1521 (497 amino acids)
Source: RefSeq, a predicted model, not a curated record
UUCCACAAAAAAAUAUAUUAAUCAGCCAUGGAUAAUGAAGCCAAGAGAAUGGAAGAAGGAAUCAACUCACCCCAUAAUGAGUAUGGGCAUACCACAAAGCUGGAAACCAAUGGUGGUGGAGAUACAAUUGAGAAUGAGAGAGACAUAAGGACCACACUAGAGGGAGAGUCAGUUCAGCAAGUACCAAAGGAGCAAGAGAUUAAGCACAAAAAAAGUAGGGUUGCAACUCUUGAUGCAUUUAGGGGCCUCACAAUCGUGUUGAUGAUAUUGGUGGAUGAUGGUGGUGGAGCUUAUCCUCGAAUUGAUCACUCUCCAUGGAAUGGAUGUACAUUGGCUGAUUUCGUUAUGCCUUUUUUCCUUUUCAUUGUUGGAGUUGCUAUAGCUCUUGCAUUAAAGAGAAUUCCCAAAGUUAAGGUUGCUGUGAAGAAGAUAAUUUUUAGGACAUUAAAGCUUCUCUUCUGGGGUUUACUUUUGCAAGGUGGAUAUUCACAUGCCCCUGAUGAUCUCUCAUAUGGAGUUGACAUGAAAUUUAUCAGAUGGUGUGGCAUUCUUCAGAGGAUAGCUCUUGUAUAUUGCAUUGUAGCUCUAAUAGAGACAUUUACCACUAAGCUUAGACCUACAACCUUGAGUCCUGGAUACCUAUCCAUUUUUACUAGCUAUAGAUGGCAAUGGCUUGGAGGGUUUGUGGCAUUUGUUAUUUACAUGGUCACUACUUUCAGCCUCUACGUUCCAGAUUGGAGUUUUGUGGAUUAUAACAGUUCCAAAUUAAAAAGAUACACAGUCGUAUGUGGGAUUAGAGGACACUUAGGUCCUGCAUGUAACGCUGUUGGGUAUGUGGAUAGACAAAUGUGGGGGGUUAAUCAUCUUUACUCUCAACCUGUUUGGAGUCGCUUAAAGGCUUGCACAUUCAGUUCUCCAGCUGAUGGUCCUCUUCGUAAGGAUGCACCAACAUGGUGUCGUGCUCCUUUUGAACCUGAGGGUUUUUUGAGUUCUAUAUCAGCUAUCCUAUCUGGGACCAUUGGCAUCCACUAUGGACAUGUCUUGAUUCAUUUCAAGGGUCAUUCUGAGAGGCUCAAGCAAUGGCUCUCAAUGGGGGUUGUGUUAUUCAUCCUAGGCAUCAUUCUUCAUUUUACAAAUGCUAUUCCAAUUAACAAGCAAUUGUACAGCAUUAGCUAUGUUUGUUUCACAUCUGGAGCUGCUGGAAUUGUCUUCUCUGUGUUCUACAUUUUGAUCGAUGUUUGGGGGAUUCGUACUCCAUUCUUGUUCUUAGAAUGGAUUGGAAUGAAUGCAAUGCUAGUGUUUGUGAUGGCAGCCCAAGGCAUCUUUGCAGCAUUUGUAAAUGGAUGGUAUUACAAAGAUCCAGAUAAUUCACUAGUAAACUGGAUACAAAAUCAUGUGUUCAUCAAUGUUUGGCACUCAGAGAAAUUGGGAACUUUGUUAUAUGUCAUCUUUGCAGAAAUCACUUUCUGGGGAGUUGUUGCUGGCAUCUUGCACAAAUUAAGAAUAUAUUGGAAAUUGUAAUUAAGUUGUUAAUUUUUGUUGAUGUUCCUGAUUGUAUUCAACAUGUUCUUCUUAUUAAUGGUCUGAUUUUACCUGUGUAUAAAAAAC